AUGGCGGAUGGCGAGAAGCUGCCGUUCGACCUGACGGAAGGCGCCCGGGCGGCACGCGCCACGAAACGAGCCACCAUCUUGACCUGGCAGGACUUCUCGUCGGGCUUCUCGCGGACAGAUGCACCUCUCAACGCCACGCUCCAGUUCAGUACGCCCGUCACAAACACGGUUAACUCCUGGCCCGCGCACUCGGGCGUGUCCGGUGAUUCACAACACUGUCAACGCAGACCGGGCACUAGUGCAGCCAUGUAA
Fomitopsis serialis is the source of this 252-nucleotide messenger RNA. RefSeq lists its product as uncharacterized. Lineage: Eukaryota; Fungi; Basidiomycota; Agaricomycetes; Polyporales; Fomitopsidaceae. The transcript is spliced from 2 exons. Bases 1 to 252 code for a protein of 83 amino acids. The record is from RefSeq and is a predicted model, not a curated record.